AUGGCCUCUGCAUCCGCGACCACGUCUACGAUGCCACCGGUCCCUGCAAAGGACGAUGUGAAUGCCACAUGGAAAUACCUCGAAGCCGGUGUCGAUAAGAUCAUGACCAACCUCCGCGGGGGCAUGGACAUGAAGACAUACAUGGGCCUCUACACCGCGAUCCACAACUUCUGUACCGCGCAGAAGGCUGUCGCCGGCUCGUCAUUUCACGCCGCUAACAACCGCGGUGGCGCACAUCUUCUCGGUGAAGACCUCUACCAACAUCUCAUCGAAUAUCUCAAGACACAUCUUCAAGGCGUCCAGGACGAGUCGCGGCAACAUGUCGACGAGGCGCUCCUCACAUUCUACAUCAAGGAGUGGAAUCGGUACACGACCGCCGGACAGUACAACAACCAUUUGUUUCGGUACCUCAACCGUCAUUGGGUGAAGCGCGAGAUGGACGAGGGAAAGAAGAACAUCUACGAUAUCUACACCUUGCACUUGGUCCGCUGGAAGGAGGACAUGUUCACCGGCACCCAGGAGAGCGUCAUGCGCAGCGUCCUGAAGCUUGUCGAGAAGCAGCGAAACGGCGAGACCAUUGAGCAGUCACAGAUCAAGUCGGUCGUCGACUCGUUCGUAUCUCUGGGCCUGGACGAGUCGGACAGCUCCAAGUCUACUCUCGACGUUUAUAAGGAGUUCUUCGAGAAGCCGUUCCUCGCAGCCACCGCUGAAUACUACGACAACGAAUCGAAGCAAUUUUUGGCCGAGAACAGCGUGGUCGAGUACAUGAAGAAGGCUGAGUCCCGCCUAGACGAGGAGAAAGAGCGCGUGCCGCUGUACCUGCUCAACGAGAUCAUGUCUCCUUUGAUGCGGACAUGUGAGCAGUCGCUCAUUACCAACCACUCACAAGCUCUUAGGGAAGAAUUCCAGAUUCUUCUCGACCACGACAAGAUCGACGACCUUGGCCGCAUGUACAAGUUGCUUGCCCGCAUUCCCGAGGGCCUGGAUCCUCUUCGUGGCCGUUUCGAGACCCACGUCCGUAAGGCUGGCUUGGCUGCCGUCGACAAGAUUGCCCAAGAGGGCGACAGCUUAGAACCCAAGGUCUACGUCGAGGCGCUCCUCGAAGUCCACACACAAUACCAAGACCUCGUGAACAAGGCGUUCAACGGCGAGUCAGAGUUUGUGCGUUCCUUGGACAACGCCUGCCGCGAAUUCGUCAACCGCAACAAGAUAUGUAAAUCGGGUUCCAACAAGUCUCCAGAACUGCUCGCAAAGUACACCGAUACUCUGCUGAAGCGAUCGAGCGCAAAGAUGAGCGAAGAGGACGAUAUGGAGAAGCUGCUUACACAGAUCAUGACAGUCUUCAAGUACAUUGAGGACAAGGACGUUUUUCAGAAGUUCUACUCGCGCAUGUUGGCGAAGCGUCUGGUACAGACUACCUCGGCUUCCGAUGAUGCUGAGACCAGCAUGAUAUCCAAGCUCAAGGAGGCCUGUGGUUUCGAGUACACCAACAAGCUUCAGCGCAUGUUCCAAGAUAUCCAGAUUUCCAAGGACUUGAACUCUGCCUUUAAGGAGUGGCAGUCGAACAACUUGGACGAGGCUGACAUGAAGACCAACGUCGAUGCGAGCUACCACAUCCUUGGAACCGGUUUCUGGCCGCUCAACCCACCCACCACUCCAUUCACGCCCCCACAACUUAUCGUCCAGACUUAUGACCGUUUCGCCCGUUUCUACAACCACAAGCACCAGGGUCGCAAGCUCACAUGGCUCUGGCAGUUGUGCAAGGGUGAAGUCAAGGCAAACUACUGCAAGGUUCUUAACUCCAAGGCAUCGCCUACCUUCCAGGUCUCGACUUAUCAGAUGGGCAUUAUGCUACUAUUCAACGAUAGUGAUACUGUCACUUACGACGAGAUCGCGGAGGCCACGAAGCUGAACAAGGAGACACUCGACCCUAGCUUAGGCGUCUUCCUAAAGGCAAAGGUUCUGAUCGCGCAGCCUGAGAACGCCAAGACGGAGUCGGGCACCACCUACAAGCUCAACACCGCUUUCAAGACCAAGAAGGCGAAGAUCAACCUCAACAUCGGUAUCAAGUCGGAGCAGAAGGCUGAGGCUGAAGACACGCACAAGACCAUUGAGGAGGACCGCAAGCUACUCAUGCAGUCCGCCAUUGUGCGUAUCAUGAAGUCUCGCAAGAAGAUGAAGCACCAACAGCUCGUCUCCGAGACGAUUCAGCAGAUCAAGAACCGCUUCAUGCCCCGCGUGCCCGACAUCAAGAAGUGCAUAGACAUCCUGCUUGAGAAGGAGUACCUGGAGCGUCUUGAGGGUGACGAGCUCGGCUAUCUCGCCUAAGCUCCCUUCGCUAUUUCCUUUGCCUGCCUUGGCCCCUUGGCUAAUGAGUAACGGAUUAUGGAACCUAUUUUCCUUUGUCAUGAAGCUGCAUCCGUAGUUCCCGAUCAGCUCGCGGCCGCGUUCCUGGCGUUUGACGGCGGGUAUCACAUGGGCUGGGUUUUUCUUUCUCAAAGACACAAUGCUAGUUGAUGCGUUGAUGUCGCCAUAUGGGUUCCUUGAAUUAUAGAUACGUGGCUACGAACAAAAGAUAGUCCAUGGCUGGCUAGUGUAUCAAUCAGACAAUGCUGAUACA
Parastagonospora nodorum SN15 is the source of this 2620-nucleotide messenger RNA. RefSeq lists its product as hypothetical. Gene Ontology annotation, molecular function: ubiquitin protein ligase binding. Gene Ontology annotation, cellular component: SCF ubiquitin ligase complex. The record is from RefSeq and is a predicted model, not a curated record. The coding region runs from base 1 to 2328 and encodes 775 amino acids. The transcript has 3 exons. NCBI's taxonomy places the organism in Eukaryota, Fungi, Ascomycota, Dothideomycetes, Pleosporales, Phaeosphaeriaceae. Gene Ontology annotation, biological process: SCF-dependent proteasomal ubiquitin-dependent protein catabolic process; protein ubiquitination.